This is a messenger RNA of Chaetomium globosum CBS 148.51, 2616 nucleotides long. RefSeq lists its product as uncharacterized. The transcript is spliced from 3 exons. The record is from RefSeq and is a predicted model, not a curated record. Gene Ontology annotation, cellular component: nucleus. NCBI's taxonomy places the organism in Eukaryota, Fungi, Ascomycota, Sordariomycetes, Sordariales, Chaetomiaceae. Gene Ontology annotation, molecular function: DNA-binding transcription factor activity, RNA polymerase II-specific; DNA binding; zinc ion binding. Bases 1 to 2616 code for a protein of 871 amino acids. Gene Ontology annotation, biological process: DNA-templated transcription; regulation of DNA-templated transcription.
AUGAUGCAAACCCAAGGUCCCCGGUACAAUGACCACGAACUGCAGCCAUCGCUGCCCUCGGCACAUGUGGACCAACAAUUCCACCUUCACCCGCCAUCGCAGUCGCAAUUGCAACCCGAACAGGCCGACAGCGAUGAUGGUCAGAACAGCGCAGACGAUCUCGACAACGACGAUGACCAGCACGAGGUGACUCGUCUCGGCAAACGCAAGCGCCCCAUCUCCGUGUCGUGUGAGCUGUGCAAGCAGCGGAAAGUCAAAUGCGACCGGGGACAACCGUCGUGCGGGUGGUGCAGCCGCAAUGGCGCGGUCUGCGAGUACAGGGAGAGAAAGAAGCCAGGCCUGCGCGCAGGAUACGGGCGAGAGCUAGAACAACGUCUCGAUAGUUUGGAGGACAAGCUGCGGGUGCAUGCCGAGAUUCUGCAGUCCCUCACUUCUACCACCAGUCCUGUCAGCGGGCACGGUGGCAAUGUUCCCGGAGUCACACACCAUGGCGCGCCGAGCGCGAAGGGCAGCAUUGCCAGCAUGCCCAGUGAUCAUGGCACGCCGCGGGACGCGAUACCGCCCAUCUUCAGCCGUCCGGGCCACGACACGCUUCGCACUCCCCAAGCCGAGACCGCCCUUUUCCUCCAGAAGCCCACGACAUCGCUCGACUUUAGCCUGUCGACGGCGCCGGGACACGAUAGCUUCCCGGCUGUCAGCGGUAUCUCGCCUCCGGGUCACAUCCAGUCGGCUAUGCCACCGAGCGCCGCUGCUCAGGAAUAUUACGGUACUGGGCAUGCGGCGCAACUGCAGUCACCCUCUACCGCGACGCAGAAUUCGAGGCACAUAGGCUCCGAACAGGAACUCCCUCCCUACGACCUGCUCUAUGCGCUGGUGGACCUCUAUUUCAAGCAUGUCAACACAUGGUGUCCCAUCCUGCAUCGUAAGACGACGCUGGACUCGCUUUUUGGACCGUCCAUGAUUGACGACGAAGACAAGGUCUUGCUGCACUCCAUUGUUGCCACAGCUCUUCGGUAUUCGACCGACGCCCGCCUGACCGACGAAAGCCGGCAACGCUACCAUGACACUUCGAAACAGCGUGUGCUCCUGUACGGAAUGGAGCACUUGUCAGUCAAGUCGUUACAAGCCCUCGUGAUCCUCGCAUUGGAUCUCUGCGGCAGCAGUAACGGCCCACCCGGGUGGAAUAUCAUGGCGCUCAUCACACGGGCCGCCGUACAGCUCGGGUUGGCUGUCGAAAGCAAUUCGUUCUCAGUGGCGCCCAGUUACACGUCCAUCUACACGCUGCGCGCCAUGAUCCUCCCGGAACCGCGCGACUUUAUCGAGGAGGAAUCGAGGCGGCGGCUGUUUUGGAUGGUGUACUUGCUUGACCGAUAUGCCACCAUCGCAACAGCGUUUGAGUUUGGCAUCGACGACCGCGAGAUCGACCGUACACUCCCCUGUCGAGACGACCUCUGGAUGAAGAACCAAAAGGUCGACACUCGCUGGUUUCGCAGCGACGACACCAAACCUGGAGCGGGUAGCAACGGUCCCGAGCACGACGUAGACAAACCCGAGAACCUGGGAGCCUUUAGCUACUACAUCGAGAUUCUUGGCAUUCUCUCCAAAAUCCACCAAUUCCUCAAGCAACCCGUCGACAUCACCGCCCUGUCCGACGUCGAGACUUGGCAGAUGCGGUACAAAGAACUCGACAACGCGCUCGCGACCUGGAAGUUCGGACUCCCCGGGGACUACGGCUACAUGGCCAAGCUAUUCCAACCCGCGUCGGCCAAGACUCUCAACUGCGGCUGGGUCAUGCUGCACGCCACCUACCACACGGCCUUCAUCCGCCUGCACUCAUCUGCCGCCUAUCCGACCACCCGCUCGCCCAUCUUUACGCCGUCCUUCUCAGCCUCACAGCGUUGUCAUGCCGCCGUCGAGAAUAUCUCCGCACUAUGCGAGUUCGUCGUCGCCAACGGCCUGCUGGUCAAGCUCGGCCCGCCGUUCGCCUUCACGCUCUGGGUUGCCGCGCGCGUCCUGCUCGUGCACGGGAGCACCGUCGAGCGCAAGUUGAGCGCACAGAUCGGGACCUUUGUCGACACCCUGCGGCAGAUGGGCCGGUACUGGCCCGUCGCGGCGCGCUAUUGCAGCCUGCUGAGCCGCGUACUGGACGAGCACCGCGACAGCGAGCGCCAGGGCGGCGGCGAGGUCCCCGGCAGCGUCAAGAUCCUGGCCGAUAUGCGUCGCACGGCGUUCGAUCUAGACUUUUUGAUCAGCCGCCAGCCGAGGCAUGUGCCGCCGGCGACGGCGAAUGGGGGUGGGAAUGGGAAUGGCGGAAGUGGCGGUGCGGGGGGUGGGAAUGGCGGGUGGCAGAGCCGGUUGGCGAGCGCCACGCCUGCGUCGAGGACACCCGCGCCGAAUGAGUUGGAGUAUCUGGAUGUGUUUGACUUUUUUAAUGUGCCCCGGCUGCCGGUCGCCCCGGGGGUGGUGGGGGGGAGUGCAGACGGGGGAGGGAAUCACGCCGAGUCAGGGGGUGGUGGGUUGAACGGCGUGCCGGGCGAGUUCAAUAUCACGGACUUUAUGGUGGAUGCGAAUAGGGAUUGGCUGUUCCAGCAAGGAGAGUCGAAGUUUAUGACUUGA